Cephus cinctus (wheat stem sawfly) is the source of this 2679-nucleotide messenger RNA. RefSeq names its product kinesin-like protein KIF9. Gene Ontology annotation, biological process: microtubule-based movement. Gene Ontology annotation, molecular function: ATP binding; microtubule binding; microtubule motor activity. The record is from RefSeq and is a predicted model, not a curated record. Gene Ontology annotation, cellular component: kinesin complex; microtubule. The transcript is spliced from 12 exons. Bases 176 to 2530 code for a protein of 784 amino acids. NCBI's taxonomy places the organism in Eukaryota, Metazoa, Arthropoda, Insecta, Hymenoptera, Cephidae.
AUCGGUAUUAAAUGCGCGCGCACUACAACUGGUGGCGCACAUUUAUGAAUGAGGAUCUAACCUUAGUUGUCGCGUACAAUUCAAACCAUUAAAAACAUUUAACACAAUUAAUAUCAUUGAAUUUAUUCUAAUACCAGGUUGGUGCAGCAGAAAAUAUAUUAAAUAUCCACCUAUUAUGACUGAUAAUGAAGAGGAAGGUAAUACUAAAAUAAAGAAUAUAAAAGUCUUUGUAAGGAUUCUUCCAUCUGUAAAUACACGUGAAUCAUGUGUAAAAAUUCAACCCGAACGCAACAUAAUUUAUGUAAAAUGCUUGCAAGAUGCUAAAUUCCACAAAGAUUCAAAAGUAAAGGAUCAAACCUAUUGGAGAUUUCCAACUGAUGGAAUAUUUUAUAAUUCCUUCCAAGAAGACGUUUAUCAAGGGGUUACGAAAGAUUUUCUAAAAAACGUUUUAGAUGGUGUGGAUGGCGUGAUAAUGACGUAUGGACAAACGGCUACUGGAAAGAGCUUCACAAUUAGUGGCCUGAGAAGUAAUUGGGAAAACAGAGGAUUACUGGCACGGCUGUUAGCUGAUUUGUUUAUUGAAAAAAAAUGUAGAAAGCACAUAAGUGAUAUUGAAUAUCAAUUAAGCUUCAUUGAAUUACGUGGAAACAACGUUAAGGAUCUUCUCACUCCUCAGAAUGGGAAUACUUCGCAUACUCCAAAACUUGAUUCUUUCAAGAAUAUCACAUCGGUUCCCUUACGCAACGAGGAAGAUACCUUAAAAAUAAUUUUUGAAGGUGAAGCACAUAGAACCAUCAUAAAGGGUUCUAGUUACCCAAACUCUCAUUUAGGAACUGCUAUAAUUACAUUUCAUAUAUCAAGUACCAGCUUAAUAAAAUCAUGGGCUGUGGUGACAGCAUCAAAAAUACACAUUGUUGAUAUGGCGGGUGUCGAUACAAUUGGCAAACCCAAUUGUUUUAAGACAGCCUUCGACGUGGGAAAUGCAAACUUGGCUAAAACACAGCUGGAACAAUUUUUUGUAUAUCUUGGGACUUCUGAAAAUAUUUCAACAACUGCUGUUGUUCGUACAAGCAAUGUUUUAAAAUAUUUAGGAAAUGCUCUUGGAGUUACUUCUAUUAUACGCUGUAUAGCUCAUAUACGAGCAAGUAGAGAAGAUCUUGACAUCACUUUAUCAAUGUUACGAUUCAGUAACAAAAUUGCUAAAUUGCAACCCUUAAAAGUGACAUACAACAUCGUUCCACAAGCAUCAUUAAUCAUUCAAAGACUUCAGGAUAAGGUGAAUUUGUUAAAGAACGAGUUGGAUAUUAAUGACAUUUUUUUUCACAAGGAAGCUUUGAUGAAUAUGUCAAAGGCUAGAGUUGAGCAAAUAAAACAAGAUGGCAUUAAUUUUUUGAAUGGGACACUGCCUGAUUUAAUGCUCCUAAGUAUUUCACAAGCUCAAGUAUUGCUGAGAGCUUUUAAGGAAUUAUAUACCAAGACUAAUUUGGAAAAGAUCGAAGCGGUGAAGAAUGCUGAAAUGCUUGCAGCAUCUAAAAAGGAUUCAACGCAACAUCUCGACAUUUCGAGUAGUUUAAGAAUAUCGAAGAUGGGAAGCAGUAAAAAUGUUUCUUCGUCGCAGAGUAAUAAAUUUCGUAGAGACAUCGAACGUCUACAUUCAAAAAAAUCGGCAGCGUCAAUGGAAAAAGUGAAAGAAAAAGUGGGCGACCUUCGGAAAUCGAGUAUUACUUUGGGGCCUGGAUUACCUGAUUCAGCUGAAGGUGAUGCAAUAAAAGCUAUGAAAAUUACGAGGCAUACAAAGCUUUCUGAUGGUUUAGCCUAUCCAGAUUCUGCGAUUGCUGAUGAAAUUAAUUCUUUGGUAUCUGAAGUUAGUUGCAGGCUAUGUAUAUUAAUUUUUAUUAAAAAUAUUACAGUACCAACUCAUGAGGAAGCUUAUUAUCGGUUUAUUAAUAAAAUUGAAGAGGCCGCUCGAUUAAACAAAGAGUUACAGAAAAACGACGAAUAUCUUGAUGCGCAAAGAAAAACGUUGACAGAAGCGAUCGAAAGCUAUACCCAGAUUAAAUUGAAAUUGGAGUUAACUCGAAAUGAAUUAACAAAAGAACAAAACCUCCGUCAUCUUCAAGGAAAUGAAAAAUACGACACAGAAGGAAGAAUCUUGAUAUCACAAAUGGAAAAAAAUAUAUUACAGACUGUGAUGAAUUUAGAAAAUAAUUUGAAAAGUGCACAAGCAGAGUUUAUUGAUGUAAAAUCAAAUAUUAAAAAUAUUCUUAAUAAUCGGUCAGAAAUUCAGCACCAAUUGGAAACUGCUUUUGAAAAAUUCUGCGUGACUACAUAUAGCCAGCCAAUACCAAAAACUAACACAACUCCGCAAACACUGGAAUCCGAAAUAAACGAAAACAAUUCGUCUGAAUGCAUGAAGAUAAAAUUUAAUCAACUCCAACAAACAAUGAAGCACAUAAUAAAAGUAUAUAUAUACCAAUUUACCGUGUUAAUUAAAGACACUUUUCGAUACAGAUUAUUCAUUGCAAAAUAAUUUUAGAAGAAACCCACGAUAAAGAAACCUUGGAACAAUUACGCGACCUAACAACGAUAACGAAGUCAAUGAAAAAUAUUCUGAAUAAUAAUAAUAUAAGGUAUAUAGAUAUGAUUUUUCAAAGAAUAUACUGCACUACGAUGGACACA